AUGUUCAAUCGUGCGAUUCUUUUCAACAUUGGUUUCAAAGAGGUCCAGAAGUUCAACAAUUACCAAUGCUUUAUAUUUCAUGACGUGGAUCUACUUCCGGAAGAUGAUAACAAUAUGUACAGCUGUCCAACAUCACCGCGUCAUAUGUGUCCUGCGGUGGACAAGUUCCAUUACAGGUACUUUAUGUUAUCAUGAUUUUGGAGGGUCUUGUAGAUGGGUCUUUUUAUAUACAUUUAUUAGACUCGAUAAAUCGCCGUGAGUUUCCAUCUGCAAUAUCCUGCAACUAUUAUUAUUCAAUCGAGUGAGAUCAGAGAAAUCUUGACAUCAUAAUUUUGGGCUGUAAUGACCAACGGUGUUGGUGGCACAAUCCUUUAAAGUUCAUGCGCCUCGAUCUGAUCGUAAUUGCACCAUAGUCGCAGCCAGGGUCUAAACUUUGGAGGGGGGCAACAUUUGUAUGGCAUUUGGAUGCGAGCGCCAAAGCCGGGAGGGAUCUAGGGGGGUCUGGGGGCAUUCUCCCCCAUGGAUUCAUUAGAACGCUAUUUCAUGUAUUCUAGGACAAGGUUUGAAGAAAAGUUUCUACCACAAAAGCCAUUUUUAAGUUAGGCGACUUGUUCAAUCGAAAAAAUAUUUUUGUAGCAUAUGUCUUCGUUUUUAAAGUGGAAAUAAUAUUGUAAUAAAAAGAAUGAACUUUGACUGCACUGUGCACGUCAAUUCAAGUUCAAAUGUGCUUUCAACCACUGUUCUAGAUAGGGAAGACUACAGCUUUUUAAGUAAACAGAAGUGAUGGGAAUCAAUAUUACACAUCGUACCCCCUCCCCCAAUUUCUGCCCGGAUUUCAGAUUUUCAUAGGGGCAGUCCUUUUGCCCAUUGGGGGUAGAGCCAACCCCCCCGCUGGCUACACCGCUAAUUACUGGAGCAAUAAGAGAUGACUGCUUCUGAAGUUUAGUAUAGGUUUCCUCCUGUGGUAACACUGGAGCAAUUAUACUAAUUUAAUAAUUCUAAAUUAUUUAUAAUGAAAAAUUAAUAACUAAUUAAAUAAAUAAUUGUUAUUUAGUAUACACUCCUACUCAAAAUACAAACUCCAGGCGCAAUUUGAAUAAAAUUUAAAACCACGCAGAGCGUUCGAAUGAUUUCUUUCAACCUUCGCAUGUUGCUUUUAGCGUACUUUUUGCAAACGACCCUUCGAGAGGUUUUCAAAAAUACACAUCUCGUGAGCCUUGAAAAUGUUUUAAAAUAAGCCGUAUUACAAUCGAAGCGAAGUUUUAAUCGUUAUAAGUGAACGAAAAAAGACUUAAAAGUCCAAAACUUAAGAUGUUUUGAAUGUUUUCAAUCUGUAAAACAAUAUGGUUUGCCGAAUAUGUUUCUGACUUGCUGUAGUUCACGUUAAAAAGUAUAAAAUACAGGCAAAGCGAUACUCAUGAUGUUGAAAUUGAUGAAAUUUUAUUGAAAUACAUGAUAAAAUAACUGAGAAAAACAAUACUAUCACUUGAAAUGUACAGACAAAACUUAACAUUAAAAUUUUAUCGAAAAACUCGGAGGCCAUAAGGGAAGUUGUUUUUAGGCGGGAAAAAUCGAAGCAUGCAAACAAGACCAUUUAAAAUGAAAAGGGGAGGGGAAAAGCCUUGAAAUAUUACUGCUAUAAACAUAAAAUCACAUGUUGGACAAGCAAACAUUUAAAAGACGAGGAAAACAUAUGAUUAAGUCACUACAAGCUGCUGAAAUUUCAACAGUGGUGUCAACAGUUUUGCUUUAAUAUGCACAAAAAAGUGCUCUGAAUUCCGCCUGUCGUCGACUUCGUGUCACAUUUUGUGGCAAGUAACAGCAGAUUUAUUAUUAAAACACGGUUUAAACUUUGCUCCCUACCUUUAAACGUCUUCAAAUCAUAUUUUGUAGUCUUUUUUAUUCUUCGGGGAAAGAAUUUCCAACAAAAUUCCCCCUUUGCAAAAAAAAUUUUCGAUUCCGCUCGAGAUGCCGCUAUCUUUUUUUCAAACAUGGCCCGUGACGUCAUGGUCCGCGACGAAUGAUUCGUUCGUAAGUAGCCAAUCAGAAUGCUUGAUUUGUGAUAGUCUUUGGCAUAACCAGGAUUUACCAUAGAUAUGGGGUUUACAAAGUGGGCGGGACAUGCUCCCGCCGGAAAAUUAUGAAAUUCAGAGCCUCUGAAACGCCAUUUCGUGCAUUUUGGGGUGAGAUUUUACAAAAUUCAGAUGAUCAUAACAUCAAAUUUGGUCAAGAAUACCUGCGUCUUCAGUUAUUAGAUGCGAAUAAGCUGGACAUGAAAUCGGAUCAAUGUUACUCCAGUUUCUCAACGGAUUUAAACAUAUCUCGAAGGUGGUUCUGAAGGAGUGGGGGGACUCCCCCCCCCCGUGGCUACGCUACUGGUCCUUGGUUGAGUGUAUACCAAUAUUUAGGAAAGGCCUUUGAUUGACGUUGUUUCAACGUUGAAAUGUGGUUGAAAUAAGGUCACGACGUCGACAACCUAAUAUCAACGUUGCUCUGACGUUGUUUUACGAACGUUGGUUCAACAGCAGCAAACAGACGUCGAAUCAACGUUCGUUUGUGGUUGGUUAUACAUCAACUUGUGAAGUAUUCUCAACGUUGUUUCAACGUGGAUUCAACGUUGAAUUAUGGUUGACGAGAUUGGCAACCUAAUCUCAACGUUGUUUCAACGUCAAAAGAGUAACGUCAAUCCAAUUUGCAUUUUCAAUCCUUUUUCAACGUCUAUCCAACGUAUGGGUGAUCAUUUCCAACGUUGAUUCAACGUUGAAUAAACGUCAUUUUGCCCGCUGGGUAUUUGGAUUCUAGGAAGAACAGCUUAUAAGUAUAUAAACAAGGCUUAUUUAGUUUAGUUUGUACAGUGUAUGUACCUGUGAAUGAAUUAAAUAGCAUAAGCAUUUUAUAUAUGUAAAUCUUAUCUUCAGAUUGCCGUAUCAUUAUAUAUUUGGAGGUGUCGAGGCGAUCUGGAAAGAACAUUUUGAGAAAGUCAACGGGUUUUCCAACAAAUAUUGGGGUUGGGGAGGAGAAGACGAUGAUCUGUAUCACAGGUAAUAUGUUCUCACAGAUUCAUGAUGCGAGGUUAGUUAAUCGAAUCACGAAAACGAGCCCUACACAGGCUACAGCCAAAGUGACGUUCAUUCCUGAAGCCGGGUCUGGUGAAAACAACAACCACAAUCUAAAAUCUCAUUCGGGGGAUUUUAAAUGACAUUUCACUCUCAGUUCUCAAAUACAGUUUUUUUAAGUUCUGGAAAGGAUUAUUGAACACUCGAUUUAAAGUAUUACCAUGUCAUCAUGUUACAAACUAAAGAGUAAAGUGCUAAUAUGGCAUAGAUCGACUUAGAAAUGUUCAAAACGUAUAUUAACGGAGAUAGGUUUGGCUCAGGAGAAUUUUAAAGCACAUUUUGACACAUAAACUUUCAUGCAGUAUACGUAUGCAAAUGAAUCCUUAGCCGUGUUUUAUUAUCGUUUCUACUACGCUUAGCUGUCCAAAGUUUGACUUGCUGAUCGAAAAAUUUUUUUCGUCAUACUCAUACAUAGCCUAUGGCUAUGUAUUUUCCUGAGGAUAUUAUUUAAUGUCAGAUCAUAUUUUCAGGUGUAUCGCUAAUGGUCUAAGAGUUACUCGACCGAGCAUGGAAACUGGUCGCUACAAGAUGCUCAAAGAACAUCAUUAUGCCGAAGGUAAAAAAAAUGAAAAAAGGUCAGUACCUGUGCUUGCACCUCAUUUAUCACUAUCAAAGUUUCUGUCAUCACAGUGGGAAUUUUUUAUCAGUAAAUUCUAAGUUAUGAAGGAAUUGUAAGAAAUGUUUGAGGGAAGUGAUUGUUUAACACGUAGUCGAUUCCCUCAAACAUUUUUUACAAAUCCUACAGAUCCUACUUGUGUUUCCAAACACGUGCUUUGAAAGUCUUCUCGCCUUGUUUGGUAUGCACUUCCCAAUCUUUCUGGCACAAUAUGAAACGGGUUGAGAUGCAUCCAGCCAGCUCAGGUCUUCUUCAAACGUGCGCCAACCAAGCUGAACCGCCCAUUUUGAGCGAUAUCAAAGAGGUUAUUCCUACAUUCCUCUCAUCAGGCUUCGAGUAAUUGCCUGGUUUGCUUGGGGGGACUUCUUGGCAUCCCUGGACAAAAUGCUAAAACAUUUCAACUCUCAAUUUUCUAGAACACGCGAGUUGUUAAAUGAUGUUGUACCAAGAAUGAAAAGCGAUGGUUUGAACACAUUGAAAUAUAACUUACUCGAUACUGUCAUCUAUCCAUUGUACACACACAUCAAGGUUGAAGUUGACCCAGCAGUUGUAUGACUGAAAGAUGACCAAUAGUGAAUCUCUUGAAGAGUGAUUGUGGUAAUACCUGUGGGAAGCUAACAGGGAAACGAAAUAUGAAAGACGACAUCUACAAACUAUAAUCUAUAUGCAAAAUUGGAAUAUCAGUAAUAUACUGUACUGUACCUUUUCUACUGAAACGUCGUUUCUAAAUUAAUAAUUUCUGCUUGUCAUCCAUGGGAAGCAAAAAAUCUUCAAGCAAGUUAAGCAAUUUUAAAAGCAGAUUUUCACUUUCUGUUCAAUAAAGCAUCUUCUACGUUGAUGCGUCUUCUAAGACUUUAGCAUGCAGUAGUUAACAAAUGACAUAAAAUAUCUAAAAAAUAAAAAUCACAGAUAUUUAAAUCAUAAUAAUUCAGUGAUAAUAAUAUAAACACUUAGGCAAUCAAACAUCUUUACUAUAUGUACUUACAUUAGACCAGUGUAUAGAUUUUUUCUUGACGCGUCGACAAGUGUUGAAACUUCUUUAGAUUUACAUUUUGAUCUUGUUGCAAAAAAUGUAAAUAAUUUUCCUUUUCUUGCCUUCUUUCCCUGGCGACAGCAUUGAAAUUCUUCUCUGGAUCGUAUACUGUCUCACGAUUAACGGAUCUCAUCAAACAAAUUGGAUUUCAAAUCAUUGGAUAUAAAAUCCAGUAUAAAAAAGUUUAGUUUUUAAUAAAUAAGUUAUACCAAUAAAUACUAUUAACAAUAAAAAUAGAGAUCGGUCAUAGACUUUUCUAUGUUAAAUAAAUAUAACACACAAACACACAUUUGACUUAAAAUCCGACGGCUUUUCAGUGACGCAGUGUAUGACUCAAACAGUGUUUAUGUCUCCAAAUUACCAUACAAAAAUUCAAGAUCAGUGAUUUCAAUGUUUUCAACAUUUUUUAACAUUUUUAAUGUUAAAAACAUUUGAUCUAGAAUUAUGCUUAAUUGGUUUUCCUAGUUAGUUUUUUUUUCAAUUAAAAGGGUUGUAAUAAGGCUGAACUGUGCCUUUAAACCUCUCACAUUGAACCUUCACGCUAAACUUGAAUUGGGUCGAUAUGUCCGCAGCUCUGAUACUGUUAAAAAAAAAUUAUCCUCUUCAAAAACUUCCGGUUUAAAUGCCGGAGCACUUCGUGGCCUUCUUAACGGAGACAGUGCUCGUUUAGGACUUCCACUGUCCAUUUUCUGUUUCUUUCUUUCUGUUACUAGACUUACAUCUGCUUUGGCGCGAGCGAGUAUAAUCGUCU
Molecule: messenger RNA, 5516 nt
Organism: Paramuricea clavata
Lineage: Eukaryota; Metazoa; Cnidaria; Anthozoa; Malacalcyonacea; Plexauridae
Source: the annotation of a GenBank genome assembly